This is a messenger RNA of Esox lucius (northern pike), 3474 nucleotides long. It is a transcript of the gene rprd1b, whose product is annotated as regulation of nuclear pre-mRNA domain containing 1B. Gene Ontology annotation, biological process: mRNA 3'-end processing. The coding region runs from base 711 to 1724 and encodes 337 amino acids. The record is from RefSeq and is a predicted model, not a curated record. NCBI's taxonomy places the organism in Eukaryota, Metazoa, Chordata, Actinopteri, Esociformes, Esocidae. Gene Ontology annotation, cellular component: RNA polymerase II, holoenzyme. Gene Ontology annotation, molecular function: RNA polymerase II complex binding. The transcript is spliced from 7 exons.
UUAGCUAUCUACAGUUAGCUAGCCAAUGCAAGGGUUUUGCAAAUACUAUUGACCGACGUAGGGUGCAUCAUACAUUUUGCCAGUACAAAUAUAUCUGCAUGUGUCAAUAUUUGAAUAAUACUCCUCGCCACGUGAUCUAAUUUCACAAGAUUCAGACUUUGCAACGGUUUUCGAACUCAUUUUGCACUGGCUCUGAAUCGGGUGAAAGGUCAAGCUGCCAUCUUUGAAGAGGUUGAGAGAUAGGUGGUUUCUAGAAAGCCAGCCGGCUGGCUAGCUAGCUAACGAAGAAACGUUGGCUCACCUAAACAUUAUACUAUCAUUUAUAGCUACAUGUAUGUGUAUUAAAACGGCACAUUUACUAGAUUAUGAAUAUAUAGCACGUUUUCUCACAAUCAACAAAUAAAUUUGUAUCCUAACGCCAAGCAGUGGAUUGCAAGCUUGCUUGCUAGGCUACUGUUGUUAGCAAGGUACGAGUGUUUCUAGUUGGCUAUUUGUAAACAGGACGCUAAAAGUAGCUAACUAGCUGGGUUUGGGGCAGAGUAGAGACAGAAGAUUAGCGAACGUUAGCUAUUGUUUUGUGCAGCAGGUUGCUUAGCUAACUGUCUGGAUGUUUUUUUGAUGACAUUGCAAGUUUCCUCUAUUAGCCUCCAAGUAACAGUUGUGGGGUAAAGUAAAGGCACACCAAAGAGGGUCCCCUCUCAGGGCACAUCAUGUCAUCUUUUUCUGAGUCUGCGUUGGAGAAGAAGCUUUCGGAGCUUAGCAACUCUCAGCAGAGCGUUCAAACGCUGUCUUUGUGGAUUAUUCAUCAUCGCAAACAUUCAUCGCUCAUAGUCAAAGUAUGGCACAGAGAAUUAAAGAAAGCAAAAAGCAGCAGGAAGUUGACUUUCCUGUAUCUUGCAAAUGAUGUGAUUCAAAAUAGCAAGAAAAAAGGUCCAGAGUUUGCCAAAGACUUUGAGACAGUCCUUGUUGACGCCUGCUCUCAUGUUGCAAGAGAGGCAGAUGAUGGCUGUAGAAAGCCCAUGGACAGGCUGCUCACUAUCUGGCAGGAGCGCAGCCUCUACAAGGCAGAGUUCAUCCAGCAACUAAAGCUCGCUAUUGAAGACUCAAACAGCCCCCAACACCAACCCACAGUCAUCCUGUCUAUUUCAGAGGAGAAGAAGGCAUCUAAACGGACCUAUCAUAAGAUCCAAGAACCAGAAGAAGAGGAAGAUGAUGAUGAUUACAGAGGCCACAUGUCCCCACGGGAUUCAGAUAUCUCAGGCCCACAGAUGACGGAGGAGCUUGUCAAAGCCCUUCAGGACCUGGAGAAUGCAGCCUCGGGUGAUGCUGCGGUGCGGCAGAAGAUUGCUUCUCUGCCACAGGAAGUUCAGGAUGUUUCUCUGCUAGAGAAGAUCACUGACAAGGAGGCAGCUGAUAAGCUGUCUAAGACAGUGGACGAGGCCUGUCUACUGCUGGCUGAGUAUAACGGCCGCCUGGCUGCGGAGCUGGAGGACCGGCGGCAGCUUGCACGCAUGCUGACAGAGUACAUUGGCAGCCAGAAGGAAGCCCUCGCUGAGAGGGAGAAGAAACUGGAGGAGUACAAACAGAAGCUUGCGCGGGUCACUCAGGUGCGCAAGGAGCUCAAGUCCCACAUCCAGAGCCUGCCUGACCUCUCUCUGCUGCCCAAUGUGACAGGAGGCCUGGCCCCUCUACCUUCUGCUGGAGACCUGUUCUCCACUGACUGAGCUUCCUGCCACACCCUGCCUCUUGUCAGGGCAUACUCACACACACACACACACACACACACACACACACACACACACACUGUUGAACCUGCUCACGUAACACUGAACCCUAUGGCGAGGCCGGGAGGAACAGUGGUAGGGGCAAACCCCGGUGGGAGAGACAGUGGUCAUUGAAGAUUCAGUCACACCAGCUUGGACAAAUAUCCUCCUUUUUGAUUUUAUUCUGAACACCAGACAAAACGGCAGAUAACUGAUUUUAUGUUGGAACGAAGAUGAAACCGGUCAUGCAAAGUGGAUUUUGUGUUCAUUUUGGCUGUCACUCAGCCACUAGAUUCUUGUGACGGCUUUGUAAAGAGAGGCAUCACGGCAAUUCCACGGUAACAAUGAGAUGCUGAGUCUCAGAUAUUUUAGUUUAUAAUGUUUGUCAAAUAAAAGACAAUUAUUCCCAGGUUAAACAAACUAUACAUGUCUAUCCACAAGGAGUACUUUUUUUAAAUGUUCCACUGAAAAUGUAAAAAAAAAAAAUUGCUCACUUUUUGGAAUAGUGCAGAUGUAUAUUCGUCCACACUGAAAGUCAAAGGAUUUUGAGUGUAUGCUUUGUUUAACUUUGCAGACAUAGGUUUGAUGUGCAUUGAAGAAUCUGAGUCUCAUUCUUACACUGGAUUUCCCCAUUACAGUUAUUUUACUGGCUUUAAGUUGAUGGCUUUGUGUAAUGCUGAUAAAAUGUCUGAUUUCUGUUAGAAUGUAUGUAGGGAAGGGGCCUCUUCUGUGUACGUUGCAUUUUGGUUGUCAGUUUUACGAUGCUUUAAAAUUCCAACUCAAACAUACAAUUCAACCUUCAGCUCUUGUCAUUGUACAUGAUUUGCAUUGUCCUACGUGGCAGUAAGUGACCAUCGGUCAUCAGUAAAUUAAUGUUAAAUUAACAUUUCUGUCCUAGUGUUUCUCAGUCCAAUGUGAAUAAGUUUAGCCCUCAGAUAAAGUGGCUGAUAGAGGUUAUUAGAGUUGGGUUAGAUAGAUAGACAUUGACUUAGUCCCUAAGGAAUACAUGUUCAGUGACAUUCUCUUGACUGAGCUUUGUUGAUAAUGUACUUUUUUGCCCUAGAUAAAUGUUUUCACAAAGGUGUAACAUGCUGACAAAUCUGUGUCAGAAUGCCACCUGUUGUUCAGCAUUAUUCAGAUAUGACAGAGGAGCAGAAAGUGACCUGACGGGAGGUUCCUGGUGUUACUCUGCUGUUGUCUUUCUUUCCUCAGGAGUCCAUAGAUAAGUCAUAUUUUUAUGAUCGUUGACUGUCCAGGUGCGAGGGUCCUUUAUUUAGUCUUAUAGAUCCAAUCCACGGCGGUAAGUGUUUCCUGAUGUUGCAGGAUAGUAGGACAUCUUCCCCAGGAAAUGAUUUACUAGAAAAUGAAAAUGUGGCAUGUGUUUCUCUUUGCAGAUACUGUACUACAGCAGUAGUUUUUCAGUAAUUAUUUCCCCCCCCAUCAAUACAAAUAAAUGGAACCAUUGGAAAAUAGCAAUGCUGGUUUAUACUCUGACAUUGAUACACUCUGGACCAGUUCAUUUUUUUAUGGGGACGUUUGGCAUCAACUUCUACACAACCCAUCCAUGAAUUGGUGCACCGUGUUUUGCAUUAUCUUCUGUAAUACAAUGGUUUUUAAGGGCAUUAAGAAAAACGUGUCCACUGUUCAUGCCUCUUUUAAAUGCUUCAUAAUACAAACAAAGAUAUCAUUGAUAAACUCUUCAUAAUCAUAA